This is a messenger RNA of Exophiala xenobiotica, 2123 nucleotides long. RefSeq names its product imidazoleglycerol phosphate synthase, cyclase subunit. Gene Ontology annotation, biological process: L-histidine biosynthetic process. Bases 150 to 1901 code for a protein of 583 amino acids. The record is from RefSeq and is a predicted model, not a curated record. The transcript has 3 exons. Gene Ontology annotation, molecular function: imidazoleglycerol-phosphate synthase activity; oxo-acid-lyase activity. NCBI's taxonomy places the organism in Eukaryota, Fungi, Ascomycota, Eurotiomycetes, Chaetothyriales, Herpotrichiellaceae.
GAUCACCAACACCACAAUUUCGAGAUUACGGCGCGUAUUGCCAGGAGCAGUCCGACAGAUACCAAUCCGUCGCCGCCAUGGCAUUUCCCUGAAAAGUUUGACUCGAUACUGAGUUGCUAAAGCUCACCUCAUCAGCGCCCUGGACCAACAUGCCCAAAGUCCACCUGCUCGACUACGUGGCGGGCAAUAUCCGUUCGCUGGUCAAUGCGAUUGAGAAAUGCGGAUACGAAGUCGAAUGGAUCAAGAGUCCUGAAGAUGUCAAGACUGCAGAUAAAAUAAUACUCCCUGGCGUCGGUCAUUUCGGCCACUGUCUCAAAUCCCUUUCCGAUGCCGGCUACCUUCCAGCCAUCCACGACCACAUCUCCGCCGGCAAGCCCUUCUUCGGCAUCUGUGUCGGGCUGCAAGCCCUGUUCUCGGGCUCCGAGGAAGCGCCCUCUGUUCCUGGUCUCGACCUGAUAUCCACAUCACUGCGACGCUUCAGCCCCAGUAACGCGGACGGCUCACGAAAGUCCGUGCCGUGUAUAGGUUGGAACGAUGCCUCCACGCUCCAUCACGAAUCCUCCAGUGCCAAAGACGAGGGCGGUCUGGGCAAGAGUUUCUACGGCCUCAACCCGUCAAGUAAAUACUACUAUGUCCAUUCAUACUUCGCGCCCUACGCGCCCGGACACCUCGAAUCCCAAGGCUGGACGGUCGCCACCGCCCGCUACGGCGACGAAAGGUACGUCGGCGCCAUCGGGCGCGAGAACAUCUUCGCAACGCAAUUCCACCCCGAAAAGUCCGGCGCGGCUGGUCUGAGAGUCAUCAAAGCUUUCCUCGACGGGGGCAUGUGGUCCGACGCGCUGCUGACCUCUCUUCCGGGCACCAAUCUGCCUCCCUCCUUCGUCGCCAACGGCGCAAGUUCGAGUGGUGGAAGUAUGAACGGCUUGACACGGCGAAUCAUCGCAUGUCUCGACGUCCGCACCAACGACGCCGGCGACCUGGUCGUGACAAAGGGCGACCAGUACGAUGUGCGCGAGAAAUCAGAGGGCGGAAAUGUCAGAAACCUGGGUAAACCCGUCGACAUGGCUCGCAAGUAUUACACCCAGGGCGCGGAUGAGGUCACAUUCUUGAACAUCACGUCCUUUCGCGACUGCCCGAUCACGGAUUUGCCCAUGCUCGAGAUCCUCCGGCGGACGAGCGAGACGGUGUUCGUGCCGCUGACCAUCGGUGGCGGGAUCAGGGAUAUGGUUGACCCCGCGACGGGGAAGGAGGUUAGUGCGCUGGACGUGGCGAAGUUGUAUUUCGCGAGUGGGGCGGAUAAAGUCAGUAUCGGCAGCGACGCUGUACUGGCGGCCGAGGAGUAUUGGGCGAACGGCGGCAGGGGGAAUGGGAAGAGUGGGAUCGAGACCAUCAGUGCGGCGUACGGAGCUCAGGCCGUGGUGGUGAGUGUCGAUCCGAAGCGUGUGUAUGUCAGCGACCCGAGCGAGCUGGAAGGCAAGAAGAAGCACCGGGUCAUCAAGACCGGGGAUAAAGACGAGCAAGGACGCGAGUAUGUCUGGUUCGCGUGCACGAUCAAGGGCGGGCGCGAAGUGCGAGAUCUCGAUGUCGUCCAGCUUGUCACGGCCUGCGAGGCCAUGGGCGCCGGCGAGAUUUUGUUGAACGCCAUCGAUCGCGACGGGUCAAAUCGGGGCUAUGAUCUGGAAUUGAUAGCGCUGGUCAAGAGCGUCGUCAAUAUCCCCGUGAUUGCGAGCAGUGGCGCCGGAAGGCCGGCUCAUUUCGAUGAGGUGUUUAGGCAGACGGAUGUUGAUGCUGCGCUGGGGGCGGGCAUGUUCCAUCGAGGAGAAUAUACCGUCGCCCAGGUCAAGGAACAUCUCGGGCAGGCAGGGUUGCUGGUUAGGCCGUUUGAGGAGUUUGAGCCUUGAUGAGGACGAUCCAAAAAGAGGAAUCAUUGCUAUGGGAUCUCUGGGUAUGAAGAGUAUCAUGCGAUAGACCAAGGCCGACAGAAUAUAUUGUGAGUCCAACAGCACGGCCGAUGAAGUUUGCUAGUGUAUGUGAGCCGCCGAGAGCUCCUCGAUUGGGCUCCGUACAGGACGAUGAAACUAGACGACCCAUUCCAAGACAGUGAAUGCUUGCAUUUAGGGGUA